Messenger RNA from Meriones unguiculatus (Mongolian gerbil), 3620 nucleotides. It is a transcript of the gene Scrn3, whose product is annotated as secernin 3. The coding region runs from base 446 to 1702 and encodes 418 amino acids. The record is from RefSeq and is a predicted model, not a curated record. Gene Ontology annotation, molecular function: dipeptidase activity; cysteine-type exopeptidase activity. The transcript is spliced from 9 exons. Gene Ontology annotation, biological process: proteolysis. Lineage: Eukaryota; Metazoa; Chordata; Mammalia; Rodentia; Muridae.
GAAACCUGCUUUACGCGAGGCUCGCCUUAGGCAGGGUCGCGAGCAGUGUUGAGUUCUGCUGCGCCAGCUGCGUUCCGAGCGCAGCAGCCAGAGCCGAGAGGUUUUGAAGUUCGAACCUAGCGCUUUCUGGAAACGCGGACUCCAGUUGCAAAAACUUUCUACACAGUUCCCGUGUAGAUUGUGGAGACAGUGCUGGCAGUAAAAAUGUGCACCAUCACCUCCUGGCCUUUCCAUAAUUUCCAGUAAUGAUGGCAAGAUCAAUAAGAAGUCCUCCAACUCUCCAGAAUGUCACUUUCUAGUAUGGGCCUCCUGGAUACACAAGACAGCGGGCAAUGACAUCUACAGCAGCUGUGGGCACAGUGAAAGGAGGAGCAAAGACUCAGGAGAGAAAGGCUUGCAGAUGAAAUUUGACCUGUAGACUAGAAAGUGGUUCUCAUUUCCAGAAAUGGAACCCUAUUCCUGUGACACUUUUGUGGCAUUACCUCCAGCAACAGUUGAAAACAGGGUUAUUUUUGGAAAAAAUUCAGACAGACUCUUUGAUGAAGUACAAGAAGUAAUUUACUUUCCAGCUGCAGUUCACAAUGAUUUGAAAAAACGUCUUCAGUGUACUUAUAUAGAAGUUGAUCAAGUUCCUGAAACAUUCGCUGUUGUCCUUAGUCGCCCAGCUUGGUUGUGGGGGGCCGAAAUGGGAGCCAAUGAGCAUGGGGUCUGCAUUGGGAACGAAGCUGUAUGGGGAAGAGAAGAUAUUUCUAAGGAGGAAGCACUUUUGGGCAUGGACCUUGUCAGACUUGGCCUUGAAAGAGCUGAUACAGCUGAAAAAGCUCUCAAUGUCAUUGUGGACUUAUUAGAAAAAUAUGGCCAAGGUGGAAAUUGUGCAGAGGGUGAAGAACUUAGCUAUUAUAACAGUUUCCUGAUAGCCGAUAGGAAUGAAGCGUGGAUUCUGGAGACAUCAGGGAAGUACUGGGCAGCAGAAAAAGUCCAAGGAGUCCGUAAUAUUUCCAAUCAGCUUUCCAUAACAACCAAGAUUGACCGAGAACAUCCUGACAUGAGAAACUAUGCUAAGCAGAGAGGGUGGUGGGAUGGCAAGGAGGAGUUUGAUUUUGCUGCAACAUAUUCUUAUAUUAACACGGCUACAAUGAUGACUUCAUCAAGCAGAUUCUGUCAGGGCUACAGGCUCCUGAAUAAACACAAAGGAAACAUAACUUUUGAAACAAUGAUGGAAAUUCUUCGAGAUAAGCCGAGUGGCAUCAACAUGAAGGGAGAAUUCCUGACCACCGCGAGCAUGGUGUCUAUUUUACCUCAAGAUUCCAGCCUUCCCUGCAUUCACUUCUUUACAGGGACUCCGCAUCCUGAGAGGUCUGUUUUUAAGCCUUUCAUAUUUGUACCACAUAUUUCACAACUGUUGGAUACAAAAUCACCAACAUUUGAACUUGAAAGACCAGUGGCAAAGAAGCCACAUGCCAAACCUGACAGAAGACACCCACUCUACCAAAAACAUCAAGAGGCCUUGGAAGUGAUGAGUAACAAUAAGGAAAAAGGCAAGACAAUGUUGGACAACAUGAGGAAGCUGGAAAAAGAAGUAUUUGAAGAGAUGGAAAUGGUCCUCCGAAACAAACAUCUUGAUGUGGAUAAAACCGUUAAUCUCUUUCCUCAAUGUGUAAAAGACGAAAUUAAAAUUUAUCAGUCAGAUAUUAGUUCUUAGUGAUUACGUAAGUGGUCAGAAAUCUUUCUCACUGCCCUGGCAAAUGUUACAAAGCUACUUUAAGGAGAUGUGAUUAUUCCUUCAUAGUAUAAGUGAUAUUUUGACUGCUAAAACCACAGUAGUAUUUGCAUGAAGCAUCACCAUGAUGCAUGGGCUGUGUUUAUAGUACUCCUGUAGUGCCCUGGAGCCAUUUUCUCAGUUAGGAAAGCUCAGGGCUGCUGCUGCUUUUUAGCAAUGAAAACUAUGGCAAGUGCGUUUUUGUGCUUUAAGCAAGUGACAACCAGCUUUAACAAGAAAAAUGUCCAGAUUUACUCUGUUUGAUGCUGCAGUGCGUUCUACAGAAGCACUUUCAGUGAACUCAGAAGUAACCUUUGUCAAGACUUGACUGAGCAGCGAACUUGUGGCUCUAAUUCUGCUCAAGUUCCCUCCCUCAUCCCCUCAGAAACUGUCUGUCCUUCGGUUUUCCGUGUAGUUUUCCUUCUUUCAGAGUGCUGUGCAGUCGGAACCUUAUAGUAUGGCUCUUCAGAGUGACUUCUUCAGCACGCAGCUCUUGCCAUGCCUCUCUGUACCGUGUCACCACUAAAGGGCACCUUGGCUGCUUCCAGAUUUUGCCCAGUGUGAGUGUGUGAAGUGUGUAUGUGAAGUGUGAAGUGGCUGUGCAGCUGUAAGUAUUCAGCCCACUUUGCGUCAAACCGAGAUGCUACAGAUCCUGUGGUGUGAGACACCGCCACGCUCUUCCAGACAGCUUCCAUCCUCUGUGUCCUCCAGCAAGCAGCGCUGUCCCGUCCUGGCCUGUUGUCACUGUUUUGGAAUUUGGCCAUUCUGAUAUGUGAAAAGUUUUUCGCUUACUUAUUCGGGUAACAGGAUUGAACCUAUGACCUUGCACUUUGGUUUUCAAUUUAAUUUGUGAUCCCAAAUGGCUUAUGAUGCUAAGUUUCUUUUUGUAUGCUUAUUUUCCAUUUGUAUACCUUCUUUGAUGAGGUGUCCAGAUCUUGGCCCAUUCUCUAAUUAAGAGCUUUUUAUUUAUUUUGCACCUUACUAAGGAGUCUAAACUUUUUUAUUUAAAUAUUUUUGUGUAUAGGCAUUUUGCCUCCAUUAUGUGUGUGUGCCAAGCACAUGCCUGGCACCCUCAGAAGGUGUGAGAGCCUUUGGAACUAGAGUUACAGAUGGGUGUGAGCCAUCAUGUGGGUUCUGGGAACCAAACCCAGGUCCUCUGCAAAAAGCUGCUCUUGACCACCAGCCAUCUCUCCAGCCCCUCCCACCAUCAAGCCUGAAAUGCUUCAAAGCUCAUUGUUUGAGGGUAAAGUCUCAAUCCUUAACAGAUGCCAUCAAGGCCAUGCUCUUGAUUAUCUGCCCUUCCUGCAUCUCAGGACGUGUUUGCUAUCAGUUUUUGUUUCAGCUGCGUUGCUCUCUGAGUCCGUAAGUGUGUGUUCCUUCUUCAUGGCUGCACCCUCGGCUUGGACCUCCCUCCUAUAGGAGUUCUUUUCAGCCUAUGAGCGUCUUCCUUAUAAUCAAGAUUCUAUAUGGCUCUAAAUUAAUCAUGCAUUUAAUUAUUUCAUAGAAUAGACGUUCCAUGGAAGCCCACUGUUCAGUAUUCUGAUUGCUUUGCUAGUAUAUAAUAGCUGCUAAAUGGCCAUCCAAAUACUGGUGGAAAGAAUUUAUAUAGACCUUUCUACAGAAAUGUAAGGCUGAGUAAAUUAGCUAGAUAACUUAUCUGUAUAACUUGGUAGCCUCGUAAGUCUCAACCCCCAAAACACAAGGAUUAUAUGGAUUUGUGGGUUAAUUUUUAGAGGUUUUCAGUGUGGAUACUCAUCUUGGUAAUUAAUGCCUUGGAGUGUAUUUCAGAAAUUUUAAUGUUUCUUAAAAUGUUUUCUUGUAGUAAAGAAAAAAAUAAUAAACUUAGUUAUUUUCCGUAAAA